Molecule: messenger RNA, 1632 nt
Organism: Dichotomopilus funicola
Lineage: Eukaryota; Fungi; Ascomycota; Sordariomycetes; Sordariales; Chaetomiaceae
Exons: 6
Coding region: 1-1632 (543 amino acids)
Biological process (GO): protein neddylation
Cellular component (GO): cytoplasm
Molecular function (GO): NEDD8 activating enzyme activity
Source: RefSeq, a predicted model, not a curated record
AUGACCGAGAUCAUUAUGUCCCAGACGCCUCCGAUCCUCCACAGGCCCUCAGAAAAAGAACGGAAAUAUGACCGACAACUGCGGCUGUGGGCGGCCAGCGGUCAGGCCGCGCUAGAGUCCGCGAACAUCCUCCUUGUGAACUCGGGAGCUGGGACGGUCGGCGCAGAAACCCUUAAGAACCUCGUAUUGCCAGGCAUCGGGCGCUUCGCCAUCUACGACGAGACGCAGGUCUCCGAGGCCGACUUGGGUGUCAACUUCUUCCUAGAUGAGGCCAGUCUGGGCAAAUCUCGAUCCAAGAGUUUGACGGAGCUCAUCCUGGAGCUCAACCCCGACGUACAAGGCACCUGGUAUCCGAAUGAGGAGCUGAAGACGCUCGACUCGCUCUUGGCCGCAUCCCCGGUGUUCACAAUCAUCCUGUACACGCACCCUAUCAGCCCCGAGCAGCUCGCUAGUCUUGAAGCCUACGGCCAAAAGCACAAGACCCCGCUCGUGGCGAUUCACUCUGCUGGGUUUUACUCGUAUUUCCAGGUGAACCUUCGUGGAGCCUUCCCCAUCGUCGACACGCAUCCGGACGAGACGGCGACGACGGACCUGAGGUUGUUGGGCCCUUGGCCGGAGCUAGUGUCCUUCGCCGACGAACUGACCAAGGAUAUCGACGGUCUAGACAACUUUGAACAUGGUCACCUGCCAUAUGUAGUCAUUCUUCUCCACUACCUGAAGGAGUGGAAGGUGGCACACGACGGCAAAUACCCCGCAACAUUCAAGGAAAAGACCGAACUCCGUAAGAUCGUGCAGGCUGCAGCGAGGACCAAUAACCCGGAAGGUGGCGAGGAGAAUUUUGAGGAGGCGGCUGCUGCCGUUGUGAAAACGGUAGUUGUGCCGUCUCUGCCGUCUGGCUUGAAGGAAGUAUUCGAGUACGAGCAUACCGACCCCGUUGAACAACGAUCAGGAUUUUGGCUCAUCGCCGACGCCGUCAAACAAUUCUAUGAGAAGCAUCAGUGCCUUCCCCUUCCCGGCAAGCUGCCCGACAUGAAAGCGGAAUCUAAGGUGUACAUUCAGCUCCAGAGUAUCUACAAGGCGAAGGCGCGCAAGGACGCAGCGGAGGUACUGCAAAUAGCACAGGCCGCGCCGGGUGGCGACCUUAUUGAUCCGGCAGAGGUGGAUCUCUUCUGCAAGAACGCAGCUUUCGUCAAGUUAAUUAACGCGACGAGCGGUGCAGCAACAGCUGUGAAGAUCAGCAAGGCCGAUCGACUCAAGUCAGCAGCAGACCGCGAAUUCGCCGCCGACGAGACCGCCGCCCUCUCACUUUCCCCGUUCUCCCUCCUGCCAAUCUAUCUCGCUCUGCAGGCCACGGCCCACGUGGGCGAGAGCUCAGCAUCAUCAUUCGACGCGGACUCGAUUCUCGCAUCCAUCGCCGCCCAAGUUCCCGGGGCAGAGAAGCAGGAGCGGGUUAUUCAAGCCGCGCAAGAGGUAGCUCGCGCCCAGGGCGGUGAGUUGCACAACGUGGCGGCCCUAAUGGGCGGCAUUGUGGCACAGGAGACCAUCAAAAUCGUGACUAAGCAAUACAUUCCCGCCGACAACACGUGUGUGUAUGACGGUAUUGGGGGGCGUGUGCAAGUCUUGAGGCUCUGA